Oncorhynchus masou masou (cherry salmon) is the source of this 3815-nucleotide messenger RNA. Its product is annotated as protocadherin Fat 1-like. Gene Ontology annotation, cellular component: plasma membrane; cell-cell junction. Gene Ontology annotation, biological process: homophilic cell-cell adhesion. The record is from RefSeq and is a predicted model, not a curated record. Bases 68 to 3814 code for a protein of 1248 amino acids. The transcript is spliced from 15 exons. Lineage: Eukaryota; Metazoa; Chordata; Actinopteri; Salmoniformes; Salmonidae. Gene Ontology annotation, molecular function: calcium ion binding.
CUCAGGAGUGAACGGCCAGGUUACCUACAGUCUGGACCAGUAUCAAAACUCUGUAGAUGUCCUGGGGAUGUUUGCUGUGGAUGAAGAGUCAGGGUGGGUCACAGCCCUGAAGGAGCUGGACCGGGAGCAGCAGGACCAGUACUCAGUAGCAGUACUGGCUACAGACAGAGGGCAUGACGGGAGGCUGAAUACUGCUGCCACAGUGGAGGUGACGGUGGUAGACGUCAAUGACAAUCCUAUGCACUUCACGGCAGAGGUGUUCAGGGCCAGCGUCAGUGAGGACAUCCCCGUUCCUAGCAGGGCCAUAACAGUCCUGAGGACCACCGACAGAGACUCUGAAGACCUCAACAAGCCAAUCUGCUGUUUCAUCACAGGAGGUGAUCCACGGGCUCAGUUUGACCUGGAGCACUCUCAGGGGGAGUGGAGGGUGGUGGUGAGGAGAGCUCUGGACAGGGAGGAGAGGGACAGUUACCUCCUGAACGUCACUGCUUCCGAUGGAACGUCUGUGACCACAGCCACUGUGGAGAUCAGUGUCCUCGAUGCAAACGACAACAGUCCAGUCUGUGAGAGGGCUCUCUAUGCCCAGACAGUCCCUGAGAACGCUCCUGGAGGGAGGCUGGUCCUGCAAGUCUCUGCCAUUGAUGCAGACAUCCAAUCCAACGCUCAGAUCUCAUACACUCUCUCUGGAGAUGGGGCUGAUUACUUUAGCAUUGAAUCAGACACAGGCCGGCUGAGAACCCUGUUGCCGUUGGACCGUGAGGAGAGGGAUGUGUACAGUCUACUGGUACAAGCGGAUGACGGAGGACAGCGUUACUGCCAGGCUAAUGUGGUGAUAACAGUGGGAGAUGUCAACGAUAACGCUCCUAAGUUCACAGCUGACCCCUACCCAGUCACGGUCUUUGAGAACACUGAGAUAAACACGUAUGUGGCACAGCUACAGGCCACUGAUCUGGAUGCAGGAAACAACAGCAGGAUCCUGUAUUCCUUUGAGGACUCAGCCGAUGGCCGGUUCUCCGUCCAGCAGCAUUCAGGGCUGGUCCGUGUGGAGCGACCCCUGGUGAGAACCCAGGCUGGGUACACGCUGCGUGUCCGAGCCACAGACCAGGGCUCACCCAGAAGACUGUCCUCUGUCUGCUCCGUGCUGGUCUCUGUGCUCAGCUUCAACGACAGACCCCCGGCCUUCCAAAACAGGGACUAUGGCGUCACGGUGUCAGAGGACGUCACCUUGGGGACCCAGGUGGUCAGGGUGUUUGCGGCUAGCGGAGACCCCAAGGCCACCGCUGACAUCACCUACUCCAUCGUCAACGGCAACGAGCAUGGGAUGUUCAGCAUGAACUCACACACCGGUGACAUAUUUGUGACCAAGGCUCUGGAUUAUGAAGCGACCCAUGAGCACUAUUUGACAGUACAGGCCUCGGACAAAGGCAGGACGAGCCAAGGUGACAUUGCCACGGUAACCAUCUACUUGACAGAUGUCAAUGACAACUCGCCUGUCUUCAGCCAAGAGGUGUACUCUGCUGUGAUCAGUGAAGAUACCGACAUGGGCCUGACCAUGUUGACGGUGAUGGCUGAUGACAUUGAUGGUCCCUCCAACAAUCACAUCCACUUUUCAAUCAUCAAGGGCAACCAAGCCGGGCCCUUCACCAUAGACACGGUCAGCGGUGAGGUGAAGGUUGUUUGCCCGUUAGACCGAGAAAAGGUGCCUGCGUACACUCUGACGGUACUGGCAUCAGACAGUGGGAGUCCAUCCAGAUCCAGCAGUGCCCUGGUCAACAUUGACGUGUCGGAUGUGAAUGAUAAUGCGCCUGUGUUUUCUGAGGCUGACUACAGCCUUGUCAUCCAGGAUAGUGUCCCAGUAGGGAGCAGUGUUCUCAAGCUGACUGUAACAGAUAGGGAUGCCUCCCACAACGGCCCCCCAUUCUCCUUCACUAUCCUUGGGGGAGAUGAGGGAGGCUCCUUCCUAAUAGACCCCCAGGGAACCCUCAGGACCACCACACUGCUGGACCGCACAGUAAAGGACCACUACAUACUACAUGCUCAGGUGCUAGACAGUGGCAGACCACCAAUCCUGGCCUCCACAGUGAUCAAUAUCAGGGUGAUCCAAGAGAGCCUCCACCCCCCUGCUAUCCUCCCCCUGGAGGUACUCAUCUCCACCCCAGGAGAGGCCUAUCCGGGUGGGGUGCUGGGUCAGAUCCGAGCCACUGACCAGGACCUCUAUGACUCUCUGACCUACAACCUCCAGCCCAAUUUAGCCAAUACACUACUGUUCUCCCUGUCCCCCUCAGAUGGCCGUCUGGUGACCCGGCCGGGUCACGUCCUCAAGCUGGGCCAUUACCUGCUCAACGUCACUGUUACUGACGGACGCUUCACCACGGCAACCAGUGUCAGUGUGCACGUCCACCAGGUGACCAAGCGCAUGCUGGAGAGCUCCGUGGCCGUCCGUCUGGCUGGGGUGGGCCCCGAGGAGUUCGUAGGGGAGCACUGGAGGGGCUUCCUGAGGGCACUGCGCCUGGUGGCAGGGAUCAAGAGGAGUGAUGUCCAGCUGGUCAGUCUGCAGCCCUGUGAGCCCCCUGGUAGCCUGGAUGUCCUGCUGGCUCUGGAGCGGUCACCUCCCGGUAGCCCCCUGACCACUACCAAGGACGGGAUCCUCCUUCGUAAGCUCAAUGCCUCUGUGGGUGCAAUCCAGGAGGUUACAGGCCUCCGCGUGGUCAGGGUGUUCAGGAAGCUAUGUGCAGGCUUGGAUUGUCCUGCCAUGCUCUGUAGUGAGGUGGUCACCCUGGACCAGAACUUCCUGACCACCUACAGCACGGCUAGACUCAGCCUCAUCACCCCGCCACAUCACAGAUCUGCUGUGUGCCUCUGUAAAGGUGGUGAGUGUCCUGUGUUGAAGCUCUGUGAGGGGAAGCCCUGUCCUGAGGGAUGUGUGUCCAACCAAAGAGAGGGACCAUACAGCUGUAUCUGUCCACCUGACCAACAGGGAGACUGCUCAGGAGGUCAGUCUCUACGGUUCAGUGGGAAGGGUUACAUCAGGUACCGUCUGAUGGAGAACCGCUAUAGAGAGAAGAUGAAACUGUCUCUCAGACUGAGAACCUUGUCCCACCAUGCCACUCUCCUGUUUGCCAGAGGAACAGACUACUGCAUUCUAGAGAUAGUGGACGGAAGGCUGCAGUGCCAGUUUGACUGUGGCAGUGGCCCAGGCAUCGUCUCUAUCCACAGUGCCCAGGUCAGUGAUGGUCAGUGGCACACCGUAUCCCUUGAGGUAAACGGCAACCACGCCAUGCUGGUUCUGGAUCAGCUCUACACGGCCUCGGGCACGGCACCAGGCACACUCCGCUCCCUCAACCUGGACGGAAGCCUGUUCCUGGGUGGUGUUUCUGAAUCCGACCAGCAGAGGACAGCAAAGACAGCCUCACAGCAUUUGCCAGUGUCUCACAGUCGUGAUCUUCAGGGUUGUAUUGAGGCAGUCAGGUUUAAUGGCUAUGAUCUGAACCUGGACACUGAGGCCCAGGCCCAUGUUUUAGUAGAGGAGGUGGUGGGGGUGGAACCAGGCUGUGGGGCCCUCCCUGCUCCAGACUGCUCCUCUCAGCCCUGUAUGAAUGGAGGAACCUGCUCCACUCUGCCUCAUGGAGGUUACUUCUGUAAAUGCAGUGACUUGUUCAUGGGGUCUCACUGUGAGGUGGCAGCUAGCCCCUGUUCCUCCAACCCCUGUCUAUAUGGAGGAACCUGUGUGCUGGACAACCAGGACUUUUACUGCCAGUGUAGAGGACAGUACUCAGGACCACGGUACAUAGAGCAGUUACCCAUUAUGAACUGAA